Molecule: messenger RNA, 2302 nt
Organism: Dimorphilus gyrociliatus
Lineage: Eukaryota; Metazoa; Annelida; Polychaeta; Dinophilidae
Source: the annotation of a GenBank genome assembly
UAUGUGCGACAUUACAAACAGCAACUUUAUUGAAUUACUACCGGAAAUUCGUAGGGACAUACAGGAAUCUAUAGCCUUAGCAAUAGAUUGCGAAUUUUCAGGAAUUUAUAUAAAAAAUGUUGAAUCGACUUCAUUAUUCGAUAUUGCUCAAGACCGUUAUCGUAAACUUCGCGAAAUUGCGAAAGCAUUUGAAAUAAUUCAGGCAGGCGUUUGUUGUCUUAAAGAAGAAUCUCCAGGGAUAUUUACUGUUACUUGUUAUAAUUUUUACACUUUCCCUUUAACAUUUAACCGUUUACGAAGACAGUUUAGGGUUGAUUCGGAAGCGUUAGAAUUUCUAACAAGAAAUGGAUUCGAUAUGCAAAAAUGGAUGAAUGGUAUUUCGCUUAUGAAUGAUAACGAAGAAGAGCUCUAUUGGGAGAGUAAUAGGAGAUUAAGCCAUUCCGUAAAUACUAUCUUCUCAAUGAUUAGCGAAUGGGUAACAAACGCUAAGGAAGGAGAGUCUAUCACAAUUGCCGAACGCCAGGAAGCCUUUGGUGAGAUUUUACAUGAAGAAAUACGCGAGAGAUUCAAUAACGUUUGGACCUAUGACUCUGCCCAAGGCUAUGUUCAGGUUAUAAAAAAGAAUAAAAAAGACGUGAGAGCUUUAAAGGAAUCUAUUAAUUCCGAAAUCGAAACUGAAAGAAUCCUUGGCUUUACAACCGUAUUUAGAGAGAUGAUAGCCGCAAAAAAACCAAUAAUAGGACACAACUGUUUGGCUGAUCUUAUAUUUUUGUUUGAAAAAUGCUAUAAAUCUUUACCAAAUAGUUUAAAGCUGUUUAAAGCCGAAUUACACGAACUUUUUCCAAUUAUUUAUGAUACAAAACAAAUUUCUUACAGGAAUGUAAAAACUCUCAAAACCUAUCAGAUUGAAACAACAGGCGGUCUUAUCGAACUUCAUCAAAGUCUCGUUAACGCUGGUGAUCAGCUAUUGAACAAACCUCGUGUUCGUCAUACAAAGAAUAAGAAAUACGAAACGGAACUUGUUCUACAUGAGGCAGGUUGCGAUGCAUACAUUUGCUGUGAUGUGUUCUUAAGAUUAGCACAUGUUCUAGCUCAACACGACAACGCAUUAUCAAAAGUUGGGCCCAUGAGAUUUAUUGAGUUAUUAUCUUCCGUUAAAAAUUGUGAAAAUCGCAUUAAUCUUAUACAAGCUAAAUCGGAUCAUUUGAAUAUAAUCGGGGUUGAACCCUCAAGCAGAAGACCUCCUCACUUGUAUGCUAAAAUUUUACGUUACGGAAAUAGAACUUCGAUUGAAGAUUUAACUAAAAUCUUGGGUUCAUACGGUUUUGUUAACAUACGUAAAAUUGACGCAAACUCAGCGACUAUAGCUACCGAUUCUCAUAGAUCGGCUAGACGAAUUUGCGAAGCUUUCCGUCAAAGUGACGACUUUAUAAUAACUAUCUAUGAUCCCUACAAACAUAAUAAAUAUUUAAGGGGUGUUCUUUAUGCUGAAAAGUUAGAUUCCGCAUUAGACUUAUUCCGGAGGCUUCCCCCUCAAAAAGUUGAUGAUAAUAUAGAGAAAAUAAUUGAUUUAGCCCCAGAUAUUCUGGAAGAUUUACUUGCCGCUGUUGACAGGCCCCUACAAAUUAUGCGUGAUACGGUUAUAGGAAAAGACUUCUUGAUUUGCGAUUAUAAUAGAGAUGGAGACUCUUAUAGGUCACCUUGGUCUAAUAGUUAUUUUCCUCCUUUGGACGAUGGUACUGUCCCGUCGAAUAGAUUAAGACAAAUGGAGUUAGAAGGUAAUGAAGCUUUCGACCAAUAUAGGGAAAUGUAUUUCGAAGGAGGAAUUUCUUCUGUAUACUUCUGGGAUUUAGAUCAUUGUUUUGCUGCUUGUGUACUACUGAAGAAACAAGGCGAUGGCUCAAAAAUGAUUACCGGUCAAUGGGAUUCUAUGCACGUUUUUGAAGUUCAGGAAAAGGCAAGUGGCAAGAGUGCUCAUUAUCGCUUAACUUCCACGGCCAUGCUCUGGUUGAAUACAAACAAGGAGGCAUCAGGAAACAUGCACUUGGGCGGUCAAAUUACCAGACAAAGAGAAGAUGAUCUAUCCAUCAGCGAAGCCCAAACGCACAUUGUAAACAUGGGGAGAAUGGUUGAGGAUAUGGAGAACAAAAUUCGUAAUACAAUGAAUGACAUUUACUUCGGAAAGACGAAAGAUAUUGUCAAUGGCUUAAGAUCGAUUGAGGAAAGCAAUACCGCGCAAAGAGAGAAUCUUCAUGUAGAUUUAUUAAGUGCUUUGAAAAAUCGUAACCCUGCCAAAGAAUAA